AUGCCUGGCUGGCUCAACGACAUCGCCGUAGUCAGGGUUUCGCCACCUUUUUCAAUUGAUGGCGUCAGAGUGGCGCCAAUACAGCUGCCAGAACAGGGGGAGCAGGUUCCAGAUGGCGCCAACGUCACCGUCAUCGGCUGGGGAGACCUCUGGUACCAGGGGCCGAGUCUAGAUGGCCUGCGCAAAGUGGACAUACAAGUAAUAAACGAAGAGGAAUGCGAGGCAGUGUGGAAUGAGCGUGGCUACCCUGUCUACCCUACACAGAUCUGCGCUGCUCGUUUCGAGGACCUAAACUACGGCUCGUGCCACGGUGACUCAGGGGGCCCACUACUCUACGAGGGGAAGAUUGUGGGACUGGUGUCGUGGGGCCACGAAUGUGCAGUGCCUCCCUACCCCACAAUCUGCACACGUGUCUCCAGCCACGUAGAUUGGAUCACUGAAAGGACCAGUGAUUGA
This is a messenger RNA of Schistocerca cancellata (South American locust), 456 nucleotides long. RefSeq names its product mite allergen Eur m 3-like. The transcript is spliced from 4 exons. The record is from RefSeq and is a predicted model, not a curated record. Gene Ontology annotation, molecular function: serine-type endopeptidase activity. Bases 1 to 456 code for a protein of 151 amino acids. Gene Ontology annotation, biological process: proteolysis. NCBI's taxonomy places the organism in Eukaryota, Metazoa, Arthropoda, Insecta, Orthoptera, Acrididae.